Daphnia pulex (common water flea) is the source of this 2355-nucleotide messenger RNA. RefSeq names its product tyrosine aminotransferase-like (gene Tat). Bases 619 to 1995 code for a protein of 458 amino acids. The record is from RefSeq and is a predicted model, not a curated record. NCBI's taxonomy places the organism in Eukaryota, Metazoa, Arthropoda, Branchiopoda, Diplostraca, Daphniidae. Gene Ontology annotation, molecular function: L-tyrosine:2-oxoglutarate transaminase activity; pyridoxal phosphate binding. Gene Ontology annotation, biological process: biosynthetic process; aromatic amino acid metabolic process. The transcript has 15 exons.
GCCAUAUCAAAACCUUGUAACUAUAUUUGAAGAAUAGUCGAUUGUUUUUGCAGUGCCCAAAUAUUUGCUUGGAGGAAAAAAGUUAUUAGGAAUUGUGUUGUCCCAGUCCAUUAGAUUCAGAAAAUAUGAUAAAAUAAGAUUCGCCACCUGUAAUUUUCUUCUGUCAAGGGCAUCCCGAUGGAGGAUCUACCUACUCUGUUUUAUCAACAAUCAUGCUUCUUCAAGGCAGAUUUGGGGAAUCUAAGCACGAUGUGCAUUUCCGAAAUUGAAAACCUGUUUUUAUUACGUUAUUCCAAAAGACUUGCCGUCUACAGGCGUCUACAAUUCUUUUUGUUGAACCACCAAGUCAACUGCUCGGCAGUUGUAUCAACCAUUACAGAGUUGAACGGACCAUUAAAAAAUCACAGUUACAGUUAUUUUGUUUUCAAACUUGUCAGUUAACUCUGAUAAAAAAAGCAACUUAAAACAUCGUAGACAUUUCCAAUCGGAAAUCAUCAAACGUAAUACACAGGUGAACGAGAUAGACCAAAAGGUUAGGGCAUAUUUUUAGAGGCCCCGCGGGAGAGAGAGAAAAAAAGCUGACCACGGCCCCCAAGGAACUACACGGGCAAGCCCAUAAUGAAUGGACCAAUGAGAGCAGUUAGCUCCAGGUGUUUUAGUUUUGCAUCCGUCACCAUGAAAUCGCGACGAAGUUGGUCUGUGACAGCGUCUGACCUUGCCAGAAACACCUUCAACCCAAUCCGGACUGUGGUGGAAUCGAUGAAAUUGACGCCCAAUCCCGAGAAACCUAUGAUUGCCUUGUCUAUUGGUGAUCCGACGAUAUUUGGAAAUCUGUGCCCGUCGGAGGAAAUUGUCGAGGCCGUCGUCGAGAGUGUUCGCUCCAUGAAAUACAACGGCUAUGCUCCCAGCACUGGCUAUGAAGAAUCUCGCAAAGUUGUGGCGUCUUAUGUCUCCGUACCUGGAGCCGCUGUUGAGGCUAAGGACAUAAUUUUAUGCUCUGGCUGCUCUUGUGCCCUUGAUCUGUGCAUUUCUGUAUUGGCCAACCCGGGACAAAAUAUUCUUGUGCCUCGUCCCGGAUUUCCACUGUAUAGAACGUUGGCGGAAGGAUUGGGCAUCCGAACCAAAUUUUACGAUUUGAAGCCGGAAAAUGGUUGGGAAGUCGACCUGGAGCAACUGGAAGCACAAAUUGAUGACCAAACGGCGGCUAUCGUGCUCAACAAUCCAUCUAAUCCAUGCGGAUCCGUGUACAGCCGUGAACAUUUGAGUGCCAUUCUUCAAAUUGCAGCUCGCAAUUUUGUUCCCAUUAUUGCAGAUGAAAUCUACGACUACUUUGUAUUUCCGGGACACGAGUUUCAUCCGGUUGCUUCGUUAACGAAUGAAGUUCCCAUUCUCACUUGCGGAGGAUUGACUAAAAGGUAUCUUAUACCUGGCUGGAGAAUGGGCUGGAUUGUUGUGCACGACAGGAACGAAGCACUAUCACAAGAGGUUAGGAAAGGGUUGCAGAGCCUUAGUCAGAGAAUUAUCGGCAGUAGCACCGUCCUGCAAGGUGCCCUUAGUCGAAUUCUGACGCAAACACCACCCGAGUUUUUCCAGUCAACCAUCGCACAAGUUUACGAUAACGCCCAACUGGCACAUCAACUACUGUCUGGCUUGCCUGGAAUGAAACCAAUCAUGCCUUCCGGGGCAAUGUACAUGAUGGUUGGUGUAGACAUGACCAAUUUCCCCGAGUUUGAAAACGACUUGCAAUUCGUGGAACGGAUGGUUACGGAACAAUCUGUCUUCUGUCUUCCCGGACGAUGCUUCGAUUACCCCAACUAUUUCCGCAUCGUCUUAACGGUACCCGAGCUACAACUGCGUGAAGCUUGCCACCGUAUUGGCCAAUUUUGCACGUCCCAUUUUGUGGCGCCCAUCAACCUGGGAAAAGAAGAAGCAAUGUCCAACAACCACAUUCACCACGAGCUGCACAAUGGAAUUGUCACAAUCAUAGAGCCUUGACACCUUAACGAGAAAAAAACAGAUUUGAUUUUGGAAUAUUUUUAUCAGUAGUCUUCUACUAGUAGGCGUUUUUGCAUCGGUUCGUGCAGAAACGGAAAUUUUUGCCGUCCACUUUCACCCGGUACAACAUACAACUCUCCCAUCCAUUCACCAGUGGAUCACCUGGACGCAAACGUAUUUCUAUUUUAUAAGGUGCGAUAUUCAACGAUUUAAAGUUUCGGAAGAUUUUUAAGGUUUUGACAAAAAGUUAAUAGCUACUAUUAUAUACAAAUUCUUGCCGAUUAUGUAACGUUACAGACUAAGUAAUGUUACAAGCCUAAAAUAAGAAAACAAAACCCAAUACAAUUUUUUAAGACUAAA